AUGUAUGUUGUUAGAAAAGACGGCGUGUGUAUGAUCUCAGACCGACAUGAGUCAAUACGGGCAGCAGUAAAUCGUUUCGGUGGCAACUGGCAACCUCCAAGAGCAUGGUGGAUGUUUUGUAUAAGACACAUCGACAGUAACUUCUUAAGGGCAUUCAAAGUCCCUCACUUGCAAAAUCUUAUUGUCAACAUAGGGUAUUCAAGAACGGUGGAGGAGUACAAUAUCAACUAUAAGAGGUUGGAAGAGCAAAGCGAGGCAUAUGCCAGGUGGUGCGAUGCCAUUGGACUCAGACAUUGGGUAUUGGCAUUCGACGAGGGACAUCGAUGGGACUAUAUGACAACGAAUCUUGUCGAGUGCAUUAACUCAGUGUUGAAGGAUGCCCGUAAUCUACCUGCGUUAGCGCUGGUCCGAGCAACACAUUAUAGGUUAAAUGAACUUUUUACGCCGAAGAGUGCCGAGACUCACGAACGCAAGCGUGCUGGAUAUACGUACUCCGUAUUUGCGCAACAGUGGAUAGAAGCAAGUAUGCAACAGGAUGGGAAUAUAGUUGUGCAUCGCUUUGAUAGACGAAAUGAGGUGUUUGAGGUGCGCAAAAUGACUACUGAAAAGGUGUUAGUUGUUGAUCUUGCGCGACGAACGUGUGACUGUGGGCACUUUCAGGUUGAACGAAUACCAUGUCGCCAUGUUAUUGCUUGCUGUGCUAACCAGCGUCUCGAUUGGCAGUUGUAUGUACAUGAUAUGUACAAGAUGACGGAGGUUCGUAAAGUAUAUAGGUUUGAGUUCACACCAUUAGGUGAUCCUGAGACAUGGCUUGCUUAUGAGAGACCCACAUUGGUCACUAAUCCCGCGCUGAGGCGAACAUCUAAAGGUAGGCCCAAACUGACCUGA
Molecule: messenger RNA, 888 nt
Organism: Arachis stenosperma
Lineage: Eukaryota; Viridiplantae; Streptophyta; Magnoliopsida; Fabales; Fabaceae
Exons: 1
Coding region: 1-888 (295 amino acids)
Molecular function (GO): zinc ion binding
Source: RefSeq, a predicted model, not a curated record